Molecule: messenger RNA, 1746 nt
Organism: Entamoeba invadens IP1
Lineage: Eukaryota; Evosea; Mastigamoebida; Endamoebidae
Exons: 1
Coding region: 1-1746 (581 amino acids)
Source: RefSeq, a predicted model, not a curated record
AUGUUUUUGUUUGUCUUUCUUGUUCAAGUCUAUUCGCAGCAAUGUCUUGUCCGGCAGAUGGAUGGUGUCAAAAACUACUAUGAGGUAGUUCAAGGCACCAAUUUAUGUCCCUGUGACGGGUGUUCCUAUGAGAUUGCUGAUUGUCUUCAGGCUCCUUUAGACUUAACUCAGAAUUUUGUGAACCUUGUAGCACACUGUCCACAAGUACCGAAGAAGAUGUAUCCACUUAAUAUCACGCAACAGAAGCCUCAACAAAUCACAGCGACAAACACUUUUUUGACAUUCAAUUCACUUGAUACGGUAGUGUCCAAAUUGGUAGUAGAGGGUGAUAUUGCUAUUGUUAUGAAGAAGGGCAAAUUCAACGUGUUUGAAGCGAACAAAGGAGAGACUAAUGUCACUAUACCAAAGUGUAAAACGAAUUGUUCGAUUCAAAUGGACUCGGCAACGUUUAGUGCAUUAAAUGACUGGUUUAUUGGAAGCCACAAUUUGGUCGAUAUUAAAGCACUCACAAUCAACUGCUCGAAGACAUACCCGUCAUCCAUUCACAUUGGCGUCAAUUCUAAAAUUCACGCACAGAAAGUUGUGAUACAGGGGAAUACAGUGAUAUUCACUGAAGGACACAAGAUGAAUAACAUGUCAGGACCUCUUAUCUUGUCAAACGAAUUUGUGACGACACGACCCCUCUCGAUUCAAGUCAUUGACAAACUCCACCCACAACAAUGCGUGUUGGUCUUACAAUCAAAUUCACUCAAGAAAUUUCCAAAGACAAUGCAAUUCAAAAUCGACCAAAAUGCACUCAAUUUUGCACAGUUUGCCGUCAAAUUUGGUGAACUGAAUGAAUUGAGCGGAGAGGGAAAACACACGUACUACACUGUCAAGGGCAAUAAAGUGCAACAGAAAGUACCCGAAGGGUACAAGAUGAGUGUUGUCAAGACUAAAUAUGUGGUGAUACCAAAUCAAGUGGAGAGUGUCUACCCCGUCGACGAUUUGGAUCAAGACUACUUUGUCAACAAAACAAUUCUUCAACCCGAAGAGAAGCAGAGUUUAAGUGAAAUACUGUUAAUCAAAAUCGACUCACAGAAACACAUUAAACUGUAUUUCAAGAAUUACAAGAAGUAUGGCAUUAUGGGAAAAAAGUUUGGGAAGAAGGGGAAAAUGACGUAUCAUCUGGACUUCGAUGUCACUGCUAUGAAAGUCGACAAUGACACGUUGGUACUCACACAACAAUUUAAAAAGAAGUCCGACAUCGUCUUCCCAAUCGAAGGCGAUGAAGUCAUGACGAUACCAAGCCACUACUUCACAAAGAGAAAUAAAUAUCCAUUGAAGAACUAUGAGGUAUGGAAGAUGGAAGACGACGAGUAUUUGAUUAUGACAAAAAAGAGCGUUUUGAAUAUGUUCUCGUUUUACACCGACUCCGAUUAUAGACUUGCAAGAGUCGAUGACCAACUCUUAAUUUGUAACCCACGGAUGGUACAAGCUAAACAAAAUGCAACUGCUGUGAAUGGUACCGGAGUCGAAGAGAUUGACAAAAAUGAGAACACUUUGAAAAAGAUAGAAGAGUCUUUGAAAGUUGCCACAAGUGAAGAGGACAAGAAAGCGGAGAGCGAGAAUAAGGAAAAGAUUUCUAUCGACAUCAUCAAUAAAAUCAUUCAAGAAGUCAAGGAAAAGUCCGAACAGAACAAACAAAGUGGAGAGAACAAAGACACACAGACGGAAGACAAGAAGGAGGAAUCAAAACCAGAAUAA